GACCGAUUCAAAUGAGAAACACCACAGAUCUCCUCGGACAGCGAUUUUCAGAAGAAAAACAGGGCUUUUAAGCCUUGGCUAAGGCAACGACUUGUUUUUAACUGCGACCAACCAUCCUAUCAACUCUUCGCACCGGUCCGAUGGGAUUGCAUGAGUUCUAAAGCUUGCCGCGGUCUGAAAGUUAGCCUUCCAGUGCGCCGAGCCGAGCGAGCUCAGUCGAGCAUUCAAGUAGCCUUGGAUCUAUCACUCCCUGCCCUCAUGACCAGACCACCGGGUGUCUACGCAAAGACCACGCUUACGUUGAGCUGUUUGAGGACGCUGCCUCUUGUGCAGACGGAAGCCCCUUCAGAAACACGACAGCGCAAAACGACCAAAGCCAUAGACAAGCGACGAGCCGCAUCCCGACCUCUCCCAACCCGAGUGACCCGGGGCCGGUCGGCGAGGAACGCAGCGCAACAAGACCGGCAACCGCACGGGCUACGGGACACGAUAUCACAUCUCGCCCUGCCGUGUCUUGCAUAAGCGUUAGCCUCUGUGCGGAUACAUCACAAGCCAUGCAUUUGACGGCCUUGAGCUUCCCAGCUCCCGCAUCAGCCUUAUUACCCCCCACGAUAUCAGAUGCAGCAACAUCACAUAUACCCACAGGUGGGGGUCUGCCUGACAAAGAUCAUGAAGGCAACCUACAGAACUGGUCCUCAUUGAUCGGUAUUAUCACGGCCAUCGUCGGCAACGUCCUGAUAGCCCUCGCGCUCAAUGUCCAAAGAUAUGCGCACAUACGCCUCCACCACGAGAGGGCUGAGAUAAAAGCACGUGCUCGCCAAGCAUUACGGGACGCAAAAAGGAAGAGACAGGACCUCGCCAGGAGUGGCAGCUAUGGAAGCCUGGAUAGCAGCAGCACCGAGCAUGGCAAGAGGGACCUGGACAUCGUCCGCAGUGACAUAGUCGAGGAAGAAGCAGCGGCUGGCAAUGGAGCCUCGGACGAAACAGAACCCUUGCUCCACCGAUUCCGGUCUGGGGGGUCCCAAGACGAAGAUGGAUACGGCACUACAACAUCACCUGGCGGCAGAAACAAGCAUGAUGACGUUUCGACAAUCAGCUACCUUCGUUCACCAUAUUGGUGGCUAGGCCAAAUCCUUAUCACGGUGGGCGAAAUGGGCAACUUUCUGGCCUACGGAUUCGCUCCGGCAUCCAUCGUGUCACCCCUUGGUGUCGUGGCUCUCAUCUCCAACUGCGUUAUUGCGCCGAUAAUAUUUAAGGAGACCUUUCGGCAGCGUGAUUUCUGGGGGGUCGUUGUUGCCGUGGCAGGUGCUGUCACCGUUGUCUUCAGUGCUAACACACAGGAGAACAAGCUUGCCCCCGAUGAUGUGUGGCAUGCCAUAACGGCCUUGGAGUUUGAGAUCUACAUGGGCAUCUCGUGCUUCUUCAUUGUAUUGCUCAUGUGGGCAAGCCCAAGGUACGGGCACAGGUCCAUCCUGAUUGACUUGGGUCUUGUAGGUUUGUUUGGUGCCUAUACCGCCCUAUCGACCAAGGGUGUUUCUUCAAUGCUGUCAUCGACUUUGCUGGGUGCUUUUAGAACACCAGUAACAUAUGCGCUGCUGUUCGUUUUGCUUGCCACCGCCGUCAUGCAGGUUCGCUAUGUGAACAAGGCACUUCAGCGAUUCGACUCGACGCAGGUCAUUCCUAUCCAAUUUGUCAUUUUUACGCUAUCUGUCAUUAUCGGCAGCGCUAUUCUGUACCGUGACUUUGAACACACCAAGGCUGAACAGGCCGUCACUUUCGUUGGCGGUUGCGUCUUGACCUUUUUUGGCGUCUUUCUCAUUACCAGUGGGAGGCCGCAUCACGACGACGAAGAAGACGACGGCCUAUCCGAAAUCGGUGGGGUUGAAGAGACUAUUGGUCUGUACAACCAGCAAGACCAGAGCGGUACUGGGACGAAUACACCUGCGCCAACACCUGGCACUGAGGUAUCCGGUAUGACCGCGGCGCGGUCACGACGCCCAUCUCGGGUCAGCUUCAUGGGCCAAGCCGGGCAACCUGUCACGGUAGUAUUAGACAACGGCAUCCCCCCCCUCCGUAUACCGCCAUCUAAGGCCCUCCUGGAUGAAGGCGAAGAUUCUUCUACAUUGGGCAUCAAUACAUGGACAGACCCGCCCUCACAACUGGCAUUCACUUACCAGCAACACGCCGCCCGUGGUCUCCAUGCGGGUAACUCUGAUCUAAGGCUCACAUUGCCCGAGUCUAUCCCAGGCUUCCCUGAGCGGCUCUCACGCGUCCACUCUGAGCCGGUAUCAGCGAUCCACACACCAUUCAACGAGGUGGAGCCCCUGAUGCCUGCCACCCCGUCCACAGGCCGUACUCUUGCCGCCCGACCGCUGACGUCGGGGCGCUCGCAGCAGCACCAUUUCCUGGGGCCUUUUUUCUCACCCUCGCCUCUAUCCUCUACAGUCAGUGCUGUCGUUGCUGACACUCUGUUGUUCCGGAGUGGAGAAGGGCCGGCGUUGUCAAGAAGACUCGCUUUGCGCAGGAGUCGACCAAGUCUCCGGGCGAGCCUAUUUGUGCCUCACGACGAGUCUAUAGAGGACGGCGGUGUCGCUACUGCCGACGCCAUAAAUUCCUGGGACGACGGAGCCAUCAGCAACGAUGCAUCGGGGUCUGGCCAGCCCUCAAGCAGCACGCGACCCUCUGUCGGGAUUCGGGGCCGAGCCCGCAGUCUUAGUUACACUCUGGGCGAGCUGUUCGGGUCCAGAAGUGACAAGAGACGGAAACCGAACCCCGACGGCGAUAACGAAGAUUUGGAGACUGGGGGUUAUGACUCUAGCCAUACGGGCGCGUGAUGAGUUUAUUCAAGUACGAUCGCAGUUCGUCUUGGACUCUCUGCACCAUAUAUAUAUUUAGAUACUGCCCUAUACAUUGUCUUUUUCUCGCUCGCCAGCCACAUACAUACACAUAUAUACAACACCUCUUUCUUUAUUAGUUCUAUUCCGCAUCAACACCCUUUCUUUUUUUUCCGGUUCUUCUACUUGUCAAGACUAGGUUAUUAUCUUGCGCAAGGGCAUGCGCAGAAAAGUCGCAUUCUGGGGGCAAUUCGGCGCAAUCAGGCAGGUUUUCACUCCACAUCCUGUAUUGCAUUUAUAUUGGAUAGGAGUUACUGGUUUUUUUUAAUGGCUUUCAAUUUAAAGUCAUAUCUUCUCGUCAUCUAUGAUGUUCGUUUACUCUAGAUCAGUGACUGUUAUAAGACAUCGACACAGCCUGCAACUUUCCAAAAAAUGCCG
Molecule: messenger RNA, 3272 nt
Organism: Pyricularia oryzae 70-15
Lineage: Eukaryota; Fungi; Ascomycota; Sordariomycetes; Magnaporthales; Pyriculariaceae
Exons: 2
Coding region: 555-2834 (759 amino acids)
Biological process (GO): magnesium ion transport
Cellular component (GO): membrane
Molecular function (GO): magnesium ion transmembrane transporter activity
Source: RefSeq, a predicted model, not a curated record